AUGGAAGAGUUUCUUCGGAAACGCAUACGCCUACGACGGGAUAAGGAAGAACUUCAAUUGCUCCUCAGGCUCGCCGAUCAGCUGUGCCAACACAACUUAUUCUCAUCAGGAGACAUCCUUGCGAGCACCCUGAAGCAACUGAAUGCUAUUCUCAAAGACCCGGGUCGCAUCGUCUUCUCCACACUCGCCUCUGAUCCGCUGCAAGUCGACUUUGAGGACCUAACGGACUGCUUGGACGUGGCGCUUCUAUCUCUGGACGUCUAUGGAGCUAUCUCGAACGUCAGCGUCAUGCCUCGGAUGAAGCCUCGCGACACGGUCAUCUCGUCUGUUGUGCGUGCAUUGCGACCACAUGUCGUCGCGUGGGGAGCCGCAUUGCACCCUGCCCAUGGACGCUUCGCAAAGACUGGUUACGACCUCGCGCUUGUAGUACGAAAGAUCGCCAUGGCGUAUCAUCUGAUGCACAUAGCGAAUGCAGACGAUGCGAAGGAGUUCCUGCACGCGCACCCUACUUUCAUCUCACAGGCGUUCGACCUUUGGCUUCACUGCUCGCAGUACGUCCCACUGGCUCCUGAAUCUACGGAUACCGUCACCUCAAUAGUCUCGACCGUCAUACAAAUCUAUUCCCAACUCGUUCACUCGCUAAGCUCUCCCUCGGCUGAGGACCGCGCCCUCUUCAUCGACAUCCUUCGGCGCGCUUUGGGCGGCAAACGCACGCUGCGCACGGUCAUCAUCUACCAUACCAAGUUUUUCGCCAAACUACCGCACAGGCCUACUGUCAUGGGUAUCAGUAUCAACUACCAGAUCUGGAAGUAUUAUUUCACCCUCAUUACAAAUCUCGUUGGCCAGCCGGAAUUCCAGCAAACUAGCGUCCCGUCGAAGACCAUCUCCACCAUUGUAUCCGCUGCUCGGCGAUGUCUAGAGGCUCGGGAGACCACAGACGGCGCGUUUGACGCCAUACGCUUACUAGACAUACUCUGUCGCAAGGCCAAUAGCAACAAAGCACUCGCUCGUGCCUUCGGUGCUGGCCUCUUCGACCUUCUGCACGAUCUUCCGGCAUGUCCAGACGAUCAAGUGAGCGCAAUUUCCAGCUUCGUGGAUUAUGCGUGCGCCGGCCUGUACCAAGCCCGAGUCAUUCAUGCCUUCAUCCGCCAUCACCCUUCGAGAUUCAAUAUAUCGCGAAAGGCGCUACCAUCGGGCAAUCACCUGGCGACAUGGAAGAACAUAGCACGUGUUUCGAACGACGCCCGCGCUCUCUAUCGUAACUCGCGGAAGGAAAAGGAAUGGCAGCAGGCUAUGCGUUGCAGCAAUGACAAGAUGGUGGGUGAAGUCGCUACGUGUCGUCGGUGA
This is a messenger RNA of Schizophyllum commune H4-8, 1347 nucleotides long. RefSeq lists its product as uncharacterized. The transcript has a single exon. The record is from RefSeq and is a predicted model, not a curated record. The coding region runs from base 1 to 1347 and encodes 448 amino acids. Lineage: Eukaryota; Fungi; Basidiomycota; Agaricomycetes; Agaricales; Schizophyllaceae.